This is a messenger RNA of Dibothriocephalus latus, 483 nucleotides long. Lineage: Eukaryota; Metazoa; Platyhelminthes; Cestoda; Diphyllobothriidea; Diphyllobothriidae. The record is from the annotation of a GenBank genome assembly.
AUGUCCGUCGCAGGUGGCGUCUGUCAGUUGGAAACUAUAAAGGCGGCCAAGGAGAAAUCGCAACAACUCCAGGAAGUUUCAGAUAAAUUGUCUGAUACAGUGGCAUUUUUCUCAAAAGAGUCACUUCAUAUUAAAGAAUAUGAGGCAGAGCUGGAGACACUUAUUCAAGAACGCGCUUUUUACCAGGAACAACUAAGACUUAUUGAAAAGGAUGCCGUUUACGUCGAGCGUGCCAUCCUGGAAGCCAAUAUCGACAAAUUGAAGGCACUUAGACUUGCGAACUCUCUUUUCAAUGAGUACAGCUGCCUUCUGUCCGAAGUCAAUAGCCUGCGCUCCAAUCUUGGACUGAGUAAUUUAGAGGACAAACGUACUCCGGACACCGUUGCUCUGAUCUCACCAAACAUGCCCUCAAAUGCUUCCAGCACAGUUGAAGUGACACCGAAUGCUACCGAUCACCCCUCUGACGGUCCGCCUUUACUAGAA